Carassius carassius (crucian carp) is the source of this 2702-nucleotide messenger RNA. Its product is annotated as nischarin-like. Gene Ontology annotation, molecular function: integrin binding; protein kinase binding; phosphatidylinositol binding. The record is from RefSeq and is a predicted model, not a curated record. Bases 134 to 2350 code for a protein of 738 amino acids. Gene Ontology annotation, cellular component: cytoplasm. The transcript has 16 exons. Lineage: Eukaryota; Metazoa; Chordata; Actinopteri; Cypriniformes; Cyprinidae.
CGCCGCGGUGCGUGAGAAAUACGAGAAGGAGGCGCUUCUCUCCUGUCAAACCACAACAAAGAUGAAGGCGCGACAUGACAGUUAGAUUUGCAAUUUUUUUUAGCGACGGGUUACAAUUCGCGCUGAAGUGAAGAUGGACGCGCCGCAUCUACCGGAGCAGAGCGCGGAGAAACGCGUCCGUAUCGUCGGAUCCGAGCUGGUGGAGAACUACACGGUUUACGUCAUAGAGGUCAAUGCUGGAGAUCACAGAUGGACGGUCAAGCAUCGUUACAGCGACUUUCACGAGUUGCACGAAAAACUCACUGUGGAGAAGAAGAUUGAUAAGCAUCUGUUGCCGCCCAAGAAGAUCAUCGGCAAAAACUCCAAAAGUCUCGUGGAGAAGCGACAGAAGGAGCUGGAGGUUUAUCUCCAAACGCUCCUGAGCAGAUUCCCUGCGUCCGCCCCCAAAGUCUUGUCCAACUUCUUACUCUUUAACUUUUAUGAAAUCAAUGGGAUUGCUGCGGCCCUGGCUGAAGAGCUCUUUCAUAAGGGUGUGCAGUGGUUGGAUGCAGGCGAGGUGUUUCUGCUCAGGCCGCUCCAGUUGUACGCCGUCACACAGCAGCUGAAACUCGCCAAACCUACCUGUGCCAACGGAGACGCCCGAGCUGACCUGGGACACAUCCUGGACUUCACCUGCCGCCUAAAGUACCUCAAGAUCUCUGGAAUGAAAGCAGCUGUGGGGACGAGUAACAUCGAGGAGCAGAGCCUCCCGUUUGACCUGUCCAUCUUUAAAUCGCUGCUUCAGAUCGAGAUCAGUGAUUGUGAUGCCGGACAAAUCAAAGAUCUGCCUUUCCUAAAGCCCACCCUGGCCUCGCUCAGCAUACACCUCUCAGCCAGCAGCAUGAAGGAAAUCUUAGUUCCCGAAGCGUCUGAAUUUGCACAGUGGGAACCUGAAGGUGUUGAUACGGAUUGUUCCGUGACUGCGAUCAUUCCCACGUGGAAGAUGCUCACUACUUUGGACUUGAGCCGAAACUUCAUACGCUGCAUUGAUGACUCGGUGAAACUGAUUCCUGAAGUCGAAUUCCUUGAUCUCAGCUAUAAUCAAUUGUCUCUAGUGGAAAACCUCCAGCAUUUGUACAACCUGGUUCAUCUGGAUCUGUCCUUCAACAAACUCCGAGUCCUGGAGGGCGUUCACACUAAACUGGGGAAUAUCAAGACUUUGAAUCUGUCUGGGAAUCAGUUGGAGACACUCUCUGGCCUCAGUAAACUGUACUCAUUGGUUAACUUGGAUUUGAGCAGCAACAGAUUAGCACAGCUGGAUGAAAUCAAAUACAUCAGCACUCUUCCCUGUCUGGAGAAACUGUCUGUGUCUGAUAACCCCAUGUGCAUCAUCCCAGAUUACAGGACUAAAGUUUUGGCGCAGUUCUGCGACCGGGCCUCCGAGGUGUGUUUGAAUGGUACAACCACCACAGAAAAAGAGCUCGACACCGUGGAGGUGCUGAAAGCCAUUCAGAAAGCCAAAGAGGCCAAAGACCGAAUGGCAAACAAUGAGAAAAAGGUGAGUGACGUCCCGGGGCAGUCCUCUUCAUCCUCUCUCGUCCCGCCGCCCUCCUCUUCCUCCCCCUCUCUGUCUCGUUCCACCUGCUCCAGCCAAGAAAUAACCAUUUAUAAAGAAAAAGCUUUAAUUACCAAAGAUAUAUUAACUCCUGUGGAUUCUACAUUUACCCAGAGAUGCUAUGAUGUUUACAGCUCACCUUGUGACGUCAUUCCGCAGGUGGACACUCAAAUUUCUUCCAGUUUUUCUUCGGAGGUCACCUUUGAGAGCAGCCUUUGUUGCUGUGAAGAGGAGUGGAAACCUUGGACUGCAAGUCUUUCGAAUCUCUUUUUGCCUCCUUUCUUACUGUCCUACACAACCACCAACCAAGAGUUUACCAACCAGCUUUCUGUUCAAAUCAACCUGUCUAAUAAAGAAGAAUCAACCCAGAAACCCUGCAAAACCCUAUCUCUUGAGGAAACAGAACAGGGCAGCCCUCAAUCUGGAGAUGGGUACUUUGAGAUGACACUAGAUGAUACUAACGAGAUCAUGGGUUGUUUCUCCUCAUCUACUAUUCAGGAAAAGACAACAGAUGUUGUGCAGAAGGACUCCGUAAUUGGUGAUGUAAAACUAGUGGUUUGGUCUCUUUGCAUCAGUGUUGGAGAAGGUUUGAGUCAGUGGCCAUGUUGUUUGGUGGCAACGGACUGCUCACUUGUGGUUUUCCACACAAGGUCAGAAGAACCAGUGAGUAACUUGGAGGAACUAACGAAGGCCCUUGAGAUAGACUUGGUUGUGCCAUACACCAACAUUAAGACCUUUCAAUUUGAUAUUCCAUAGGUUCUCCUUCUCCUGAAGGUGAAGUCAAACAAUAGGCGCUGGUUCUUUUUCUCAGAUGCCCAAAGUCUAAAGGAGAUGCACUCUUGCAUUGUUCCACAUGUGGACCAAACUAAUGAGCAAGUAUUAACCUCCUCUAACACUCAACUGUUUAUCCAACAGUUUCUGAACUCUUGGGACUUUGAGGAAACUGAGGACAGUGUUAAAGGAGGACACUUGAUCCAUUUCCUUAAUCUAGACUCAUCUACCUCUGACACAUAUGGCGCAAACAACCCACUCUUUACAAAAAACUCAGUACCUUCAGAUGUUUUAUCCCAAAUCAGCCUGUUUGAAAGUGAUCAGGACCAAACCUCCA